AGAGACUAUGCGGAGGAGUUGAGGCAGUGGCCUAGAUGUGUGAAACGCCAGGGGUUGCUUUUUUGGUUCACUGGUUGACUACCAGGGGGCAACUCAAUAGUCAGCCAAAUGUAAUGGGGAAGUUCUGAACCACAAAACUACAAAGAAAAGUUGUGCAGCCCACAGUUUAGCAGCUUUUAAAUGAUAUGCAAACUUUUGGUUUUUGGAAGGCAGACAUCCCUGACCAGUGUUUUCCUCCCGUGAGCCGUGCACUGGCAACAUGCACUAUCAUGGGAACAUGAUGGUGGAACAUGUAGACUGAGACACUCACAAAGAGGCUAAAAUAUCUAUUAUUCUGCCGGACGGUCAGCCUACUGCUUGACUGAUAACGAUGGCCUUGGAGGCAGACAGCGACAGAGGUUCAUCAAGAAGCGCUCAUGAAAAAUAUCCCCGGGCAGCGUUGGAGCGCAACGGCUACGUGAAGACAUGUGUCACCCCGUUGUACCAGGACGCACGGAGCCAGUCGUGGCUGAGACUCGCCGUGACAUGGACUUGCCGAGGAGUGUCGUCUGCGGUCUGCGUUGCCUCCAUCUCCGUUAUUCUCGCUCUGCUGCUCAGAUUGGUCGACUGGGAUGCAGGCAGCAGCAGCAGCAGCAGCAGCAACGGCACUAGCAGCGGCUCUCGUCUUCAUUUCGCGGCGGGCUGCGCUGUGGAGCUGCUUUUGACUGCGUGUUACUGCGUCUCUCCCGUUUUCACACUCGUAUGUGCCUUCUUCUGGGUCGGGCUCUAUCUGAUUCGCUGCGGGGUGCUCGUCCGUACCGCCGUGUUCCUGUUAGCGGUGUGCCAUUUGGGCGAAGCCGCGGCGCAGUCCCUCCUGCGCGGCGCCGAGGAGCAGCUGCUGUCCUUCCCCGCAACUCUGGUAGUCCUCGGCUGCCUGGGCAGCGGGGCUCUGCUGGUCGUCCGCCUGGGUCAGGGAGUGUCCAUCCUUGUCUUCAUUAGCGUCAUCCGGGCCGUCUCCCUCGUCUCUCUGAGCAGGGUCCGGGCCAGUUGGAGACCCUACCUGGCCUACCUGCUGGGGCUGCUGGGGGUUUUGCUUGCGAGGUAUGCUGACCGGCUCUUGCCGGCCUCAGGGACCAGCGGGACGGGGUGCUGUGGCUCUGUGACCGGGGCGAAGGAGGAGGACAUCCCUGUCUUCAAAAGGAGACGGAGGUCCAGCUCCACAGUGGCCUCGGAAAUGAUGGCUCACAGUCAGAGCAACAGCAAGUCCCACCGCAGGACUUCGCUGCCUUGCAUUCCGCGGGACCAGUCUUCGGGCACCAGUGUGGUGGUGGACAUCGCAGUGAUGGGUGAGGCGCACGGUUUGAUCUCAGACCUGCUGGCAGAUCCAUCACUGCCUCCGAACACCUGCAGCUCUCUGAAGGCUGUCAGCAACCUCCUCAGCACCCAGAUCAGCCUCCAGCCACUGCACCGACCUCGCAUCCCAGCAGACACACACACCUGCUCGGACUCUGAGGACGGGCCGGAAAAGGUGGAGAGAUUGGCCAUUCCAAAGCGUCUCAGGCGGAGUUUGCCCCCAGGAUUGCUGAGGAGAAUUUCAUCAACUUGGACCACAACCACCUCAGCUACGGGGCUGCCCACCAUCGAGCCCGGCCCCGUACGCAGAGACCGCUCAGCCAGCAUCAAACACACUCCAGACAGUGAAUUGUGGGGCAACUCUGUGAUGAUGACCAUCUCGAAGAGUCGCUCCAUGUCCGCCUCCUGUGCUGCCUCUGUCACGUCCAACCACCUCUACAGCAAACCACUGGGAAGACCAGGUUUCCCCCCCUCCAACAUAUCACCUCUGGGCUCUCCAUGCCCGUCUCCUCCCGUCCAGGGCACGCCUGUCUCCAGCCCGACAAUAAAGACUUGUUCAGUGCAGCUUCCUGAGCCGGCCGGGCCACUAACAGAGCGGGUACCCGGCGCUGUGGCCCCCAAGAGCCAUCACAGAGCCUUAACUCACAGCCAGAGCGCCCCGAGCUCCACCACCACUCAUUGGCGGCCUCCAUCGCUUUGUGGCAGCUGUGGCAGGCCGUUCAGCAGUCGAUUAAACCACGGGGUAGAAUCUGUCGACAAAGGAGACAGAAUACCACAUCCAGAUGAGCGUGCAGUAGCUUCAUCAGACUAUGACAGCACCUACGACAGCACCUAUGAGACCAACCACAGUGACAGCAGCGACUUUGCACAGAAUGAAGAGGAGGGAGAAGGAGGCAAGAAGCCGCCUGAAGCGAGGGAAGGUUGCAGGGAGUUUCCAACAGAUGGCAUCGUUCUUCACCCUCUCCUGCCAUCACCAGAGGACAAGCCCAUCUUGGCCUCAGAGGCCCCAGUAGUGCCAACGCUGGAGCCUCUGAUGAGUCAGCUCGUCAGCUGGAACUUCCCAAUUUUCAGUCUUGUGGAAAAGACUCAUGGCAAAGCAGGCUGCAUCCUCAGCCAGGUUUCUUAUCGGCUCUUUGAGGACACGGGUCUGUUUGAGACCUUCAGGAUUCCCGUACAAGAGUUCAUGAACUAUUUCCACGCUUUGGAGAACGGAUACAGGGACAUCCCUUAUCACAACCGAAUCCAUGCCACUGACGUGCUACAUGCUGUCUGGUACCUCACCACUCAGCCUGUGCCGGGCCUGCCCACCCUGUUGACCGAGAACGGAAUACACACUGACUCAGAGAAUGGUAUUACACCUGGUGCCACAGGCUUCCUGGUGUCCAAGAUGAACUCUGUGCUGGAAGAAGGCUACGGCUCCCUGGCUGGUCUAAUCCCUGGCCUGGAGCUCAUGGCUCUAUAUGUAGCUGCUGCCAUGCACGACUAUGACCACCCUGGAAGAACCAACGCCUUCCUAGUAGCUACCAGCGCACCGCAGGCUCUUCUAUACAAUGACAGAUCAGUCUUGGAAAACCAUCACGCAGCUUCAGCUUGGAACCUCUUCAUGUCUCGACCUGAGUAUAACUUCCUGGUGAACCUUGAACAUGUGGAGUUCAAGCGCUUCCGUUUCCUCGUCAUUGAGGCUAUUCUGGCCACUGACCUCAAAAAGCACUUUGACUUCCUCGCAGAGUUUAAUGCAAAGGUGGGUGAUGAAGGAGUCUCUGGUAUUGAUUGGACCAAUGAGAACGACCGGUUGCUGGUGUGCCAGAUGUGUAUAAAGCUAGCUGAUGUCAACGGACCGCUGAAGUGUAAAGAGCUGCACCUGCAAUGGACGGAGGGGAUCGUCAAUGAGUUCUACGAGCAGGGUGAUGAAGAAGCGAGCCUGGGCCUUCCCAUCAGCCCAUUCAUGGACCGUUCCGCUCCGCAGCUCGCUAAACUACAGGAGUCAUUCAUCACUCACAUAGUGGGACCACUGUGCUCCUCCUACGACUCCGCCGCCCUGAUGCCGGGACGCUGGGUCGACCCGCCUGAGGGAGAGCUGGAGCCAGAAGUGGACAAGGCAGGACAAGACACAGAGGAGGAAGAGGAGGAUCUGGCGGAUGAGGAUGCGUCAACAAGUUCUGACAACUCCCAGCGUCGAGAAACCAAAAAGGUAAGCAGGAGGAAAGUGUUUUGCCAGAUCACACAGCAUCUGCUGGAAAACCAUGAAAUGUGGAAAAGAGUGAUUGGUGCAGAAGCCCCGGAGGAGGCCCAGGAAGAGAACCCGAACUGCAUCAGCAACCCCACCGACCCAAUCACAGCCAUUCACGAGGAAGAGGAGGAGCAGGCAAGCAAAGAGGAGGAGUUGACUGAUGACCUCGAUGAAAGGGAAGAGGUACCGGCUAUCGAGGAAGAGGAAAUCCUUCCCCAAUCAGAGACUUCAGGAGAAAAAGAGGAAGAGCCAGAGUGAUACUAUGAACUUUGACCUUCUCGUAAGCCAGGAAUCUGAACGUUGUCUAAAAAAAAAAAAAAUCUUUGUUUCUUUCCUAACUAAACUCUUGAUAUGGUAGCCAGCACAUCACUUUGACACAACACUGUAGAAGAUGUUUUGGGUAAAAUGUGCCUAACAAAAACAGGGUUGAGGACAGGGAUGAAGCAUACCCAGUGCAUCUGACAAGAAGAGAGGUGAGAUCAGCUAAAGAUUAAGUGACAAAAGGGGAAAGAAGAAGAAGCUGAAAAAGAAAAUGAAUAUGAGCUGUAUUUGUUUAUGUUUUAGUAUUUUUUUUAGUCUGGAUCGGACGACCUGCACCACACCCAGACUGCCCAUCCUGCACUUUGGGUCAACCGCCCUGAUUCACAAAGUUCACUCCACCUGAGAGUAAAACACUGUCACAGCGCCCCCCCCCCACCUUUACUCUUCUUGUUGCUCCCAUGAUAUCAACACACUGUGGAGCCGCCCAGCUGGUUGAGGAUGUGCAACAAGCCCCUUCUCCUUGAAGACAAUGGGAUGAAAGACAGGGAAAAAGCUGUGUCCACUGAGUGUAUUUCAGAAGGAGGUUGAAAAAAAAAAAAAAAAGAGUCAGAGGUAGUGCAUUGUGUACAGAGACACACACCCACACAAGCUGCACACACAAACACACACACACACACACACAUUGCUGUAACAGACACACAUUCCUCGCUCGCAACAGAAAGGAAGUUUCACAAAGAACCCUAAUGCUCUAAAAGCUUUUUUUUCUCAAGGAAAAACAUACAAAACAAUGUUUUGUUCAUAUCAAACAAUGUUAGUCAGCGGUCAUUUUCUCCCUGUCUUUUAUUAGUCGGUUCAGCACACUUACAUGUUUCCAGACUGCACAACUCAGGAAGGCAGAAACCCGUAGAGAAACAGAAACAAAAAGGACUUCCAGCGUCCGUUUUCCUUUUACUCGCUGCUGCUUCUCGUUCCCCUUCAAAAAGGAACCACAAGGGAAACAACACACGCUAACGUUAGUCACUUUAAAACUAACUUACGAGACACAAAACUAGGUAAUAAGGUAAUGUGUUUUGUUAAGUAAAUAUCAUUUGUGUCCAUAUUUUAUGUCACUUUUUAGCUUGUUCACAGUAAAUGCAGUCGCUAAUGAUGGGAUUUUUUUUCUUUCUUUCUUUCCAAAAUAAUUUAUAGGCUGGUAUGUAGGCCAAAUGUUUCAGAAAGUAAAGUAAUCCAGUAAGCCAUAGUGAACCUGGCCAGAGCUGAGUCACAGCUCCAAAUCACCCAAGAAGAUUUACGUUAAUAAGACGUUACUACCCUGUGAAGGCUGCUGCCAUCCAGGAGGUGCUGUGUGUCCACAAGAGAGCAAAGACUGUGAGUCUUUCAUCAUAAAGGCAAUGAAAGUAAUAUGGAAAUAAUAAUGUUAGCCAUUUGUGAGUCAUGGAACCAAGCAUACUUUAAAACACAGAAAAAGAGCCACAGCGGGAUAAAUGCAUCAUGUUAAACAAUAAAUUGUGUUAAAUGAAGUACAGCAAACUUAAGCAUUAAUGGAGUGCAGCUUCCAUAGUCUCAAAUGCUGCUAUGAUAUUGUCAAGGCAUUUUAAAUACUCAGUCCUCAAUAUCCAAUAGAAAAGGCAGAAUGAGUGAUGUGAGCAUUUUACACACCACAGAUACGCAGAGAAAUGCAUCAACAAAAGCUAUCAUUCAAUAUAAUGUCUACAUUCUGCACAUUGUUUGCCAAAAGUGCAACAGAGCAAGCAAAAGUUAUAAGAAUUUCCUAUCAUGGGCCAGGAGACUCAAGUUUUUGUUUUUUUUUUUCCUCCAUUUGUAGUCCUUGACAUUACAUAUGGCUUAGCAGGUCUCCUUUGAUGUCCUGAGAGAUUCAUAUUGGUGGUGAUGGAGGAAAGUGUGAGCAGGGAGAACAGCCUCAGUAAUGAGGCUUAGUAAUGAAAGAGGAAGGCGCUUAUGAAGGGGUCAGAGGGGUGUCAGAUCUUUUUUACAUUUCAGCAAAGUCUUCCAGAUGUAACUCUUUGAAGAUGAGCCAGCUCGGUCGCAUUCGAAACCAUGUGAUGAUCUACGUUUCCAAGUUUGCAAAACGUAUUACAGGGAUAUGCAGUACAGUAUAUUUGAUCUGACAUCAGAAAAGCAACAGGGGGCCUUUGUAGACUUGGAUCCAGGGAUUGAAGGGUACUCAGUGUCUUCACUUACUUAUCUGUAACAGGUACUUUUGAUCAGAUUUGCAAAGUGAAGAGGGGCAUAUUUUAAUACAACUGAAACACGUUCCAGCACGCUGACAGCACUUUUUGGACAAGGUGCCCGAGACUGGCUCAAGAGGUGAGGUAGACUAACAAAGGUAAAGCAGAGUGGGAUGUGGUUAUAUAUGCAGUGGUAUAUAUUAAAGAAGGGCACUCAAACUGCGAUUCCGCUUCAGCUUUAUCUAGAAGGUAUUGACUUUUUAACUCUAUAGUUGCAAAUAGUUUAAAUAAUUAGCUGAGGUGCAUACAAGAUGUCACAAAAUGUCCUUAAGUAUGGAUCAUUUGACGUGGGUGAGGAUUGAUCACUCUAACAUGACCAAGGAAGGCAGGGAAACAGUGACAAUUAAAUUAAAAGAGCAACAUAAGACAGAAACACAAACAUCUACGAGGAAUACACUUUAUGGAAACAGUUCAUUAUUCACAUACGCUGGAUGAAAACAGACUAAGCAAUCUAUUAAAUAGACUUGUUUGCUUAUUUUUACUGGCUGAACUUGCCCUAAUACUGUCGUAAUACUGUCUAAAUCCUCAGCUGUAUCCAUUGCACUGUUAUCAAAAUGCCCAUUGUGCAAAUGAGGGCUAAACUGUGCAGCAUAAUGCGCUUGAUUGCUUAUUCCCUGUUCUUACAAAAGGAGUGCAGCUUGUUUUUAACGCUACGAAAAAGGAAACCUGCGCUAACCAAAGUCUGUCUCCGUUCAAGUAGAGAGCUCUGAACGUCUGAUGUCCAUUUUAAUGUCACAAAUGAUCCACAAUGAGGAGAGCUAUUGUUGCUUGGCAACAGUAAAAAUAUGAAACGGCUAAAUGACAUCUGACCCUAGAAACAACACGUGUCUUACCUGCCAGCACAAAUGGCAGCAGUGCAUUUGUAGCAUACGGAGCACGACAUGCUUGGAUUUACAGGUUCCCUCCUUGACAAAUUGUCUUCCAAUAGCUUUUUUUUUCUUGCAUUGGCUUGUGAUGAUAAGCCCGCAAAAUGAUCUGUAAACACCAGCUGAUAUACGACUGAUCUACGCAGCUGUGGGUCAAGGCAUCGACUGGGGUCUUUUAGUUGAACAUUUUCAAACCUCUGUACAGCAAUGAACUUUUGAAAUCAAGUUAUUCUACUAAUAACCACCUGAUUGGGGAAAAAAAAAAAAAAAAAAAAAGCUCUUCAAGCCUCCUGUCUCACGUAAACAGCAGGAAUUUGAAUACACACGAAUGAGCUUGAGCUCCAUGCACUGUAAAUACCCUACGCACUAUACAGUAUAUCAAUACCUCACUUACAAUCUAAUGUGCAUACUAUUACAAUGGACUUUUUAUGUCUCACACUUGUACUAUCCCAUGUUCCACCUCUGUGUUUGGCAAUUUGUUUAAGAUUUUUUUCAGAUUCCCUUCACUUUUUUUUGUUUUGUUUUGUUUUCUUUUUUUUGGCCUGCACGAUCUGAGAAGCUCACCAGGGAUCAAGUCAGUCAAAACAGACGCUUCCCUCCUCUCUCGGCCCUGCCUCACUAACUGUGUACACUACAGUGCAGCAAUCAAAGAGACUUGAAUUAAUCAAAGCUGUGAUAGAAUACUGAGUUUCUGUUCUCAUCGCAAACAAUCCGAAACACUAGGAAGUGCUAGUGCGUAGCCUUUUAGGGGGUUUUCAGUCACCUGGAGGGGAGUGUUCAAGUGGUCACUCAGUUUUUUGAAAGAACAGGUUUCAAGUCUUUUAGCAGUUAUCAAGGAGUUUUGCAUUUUUUAAUUUUAGCGUUUUAAUUACAAUCCGUAUUCUUAGCAUAGUUGCUAAACAUUUUUAAAUCAGUUUCAGGAGUAUUUUUCCUGCAUCUCUGCAUGGUUUCUCUUUAUUUCUGCACAGUAUGAAUAUUUAUUAGCAGUGAGUUCUAAAAUGUAUCCAAGUGAACAAGAAAUUUGCAUAAUUUGGCCUUUUUUUUAAUUUUUUUUUUGCUAUUGUUACAUGUAUUAUGUAGUAUAAUUGGAAACUGAUUUGAAAGCUACACUUAAGGCAGAUUUAAUGUUCACUGGGAUGGAUUAUGUACUUUAAAUAAAGUUGUGCGUGAAUAAUUGGAACACAUCGAGUGCCAGGAAAUAAAUACGAAAUACAUCCAGAUUUGUAAAACACAGCUGCAUUGUUUUGCAAGACGAUUACUUGUGAUGUAAAGUAUACAGUAUACGCUAAUUAAUUUGUAGUAAAUGGGCCAAUACAUGGAAAACCACUGGUAUAGUCCCAUAGAUUCCUUUUUAACUCUAAAUACCAUAGACUAGAUUAAGAUUCUUGACUGCCACAACAUAAAAGUUCAUGUCAUCUGUUGGCUUUUUUGGUCUUGGUCAUCAUGGCGACACUGGCCAAUGGUUUGUACCAGGGCAUUCACAAUUCUGCUUUCUCUUGAUUUACAAAGUGUUCUUAUUUUAAAAAAAAACCAAAAACCAAAAAAAAACUUGGCGACAAAACAACACAAGCGCAGGGUCUACAACUAACAACCAAACUAUUUCAGAUCAUCAAAGCCAGUACAAGUGGUUUCUUUUAAUUAACGAGAAGAAGGGGAUUGCUGCACACUGGAUUAACUUGUGCAAACCAAAGAAACUUUUUGAACUUUGUGUUUUUUUGUGAUUUGCACAAAAUGAGCCCUAAAAGGAGCAUGUUUUGUUUUGGUUUGGGUUUUUUUUUUGUCAGUGUUAUUAUAUCUGAUAUCUGGAUAUGCAUAUAUUUUUGCUCUCAUGUGAAAAUAAGACAGAUUUUUUUUUUUUAAAAUUGAAGAGUUAUCAGCAUUCAUGUAACAGGCAGCAGCUCGUGGUGUUGUCUUUACGGUCUGUUAUUCUUUCACUGCCAUGUCAAUAUGCACCAGUAGCACUACAAUGUAACUGACCAACUGUUCUGUUCUCAGACUGACGCCCAUGUACUUUCUUUUUGAUGGUUUGAACCAAAAACAUUUCUGUUUUGUAUUGUUUGUUGUUUCAGUCAUUUCUAAAAGGGGCCAGGCUCCUGUGCCAUACCAUUGUCACAUGUAUGUAUGUAUACAUUGUUUGAAUGCUAUAUUCUCUGCUUUCCUUGUUUGUCACAAAGGAAACCAAAACAAACUUUUUUGUUCACCACCUUUAAAGCAAGACAAACAAGAUGUUUUUUUGUUUUUUUUAAAAAUCUAAUAUAGCAGGCGCUUCACAGACUCAGUUCUUUUCUUCUCUCCAAUAUCUUGCACUUAACACAUGUAGCAAUACCUACAGGAUGGGGAAAUUGUGUGAUUCACCAGUAUUUGUUUAAGUGGAAUAUGACAUUUUAUUUCUAGAUAUUGUUUGACUUUGUAUAAAAAAAAUAUAUACUGUACAGAUUUAAAAGUAUAUUAUGACAAAACAACUUUUAGAAAAAUAUUUAUUUUUACUGUUUUGUAAUCUAGACACAAUACUGUAGCUCCUCUAUUGCCAGACUUACUGGAAGUGCCUCGAUAAUGUAUUACAAAGUAACUAUACAAUAUAUUGGGAUUAUUAGAACCUGUCACUAGCAGAGCAGUGUUGAUGUUGUAAUGUGAAUAUUGUUGAAUAAUAAGAUUUAUAAAUGCUG
This is a messenger RNA of Stegastes partitus (bicolor damselfish), 9604 nucleotides long. Its product is annotated as cGMP-inhibited 3',5'-cyclic phosphodiesterase A-like. NCBI's taxonomy places the organism in Eukaryota, Metazoa, Chordata, Actinopteri, Pomacentridae. Gene Ontology annotation, biological process: signal transduction. The coding region runs from base 371 to 3820 and encodes 1149 amino acids. Gene Ontology annotation, molecular function: 3',5'-cyclic-nucleotide phosphodiesterase activity. The record is from RefSeq and is a predicted model, not a curated record. The transcript has 15 exons.